Messenger RNA from Serpula lacrymans var. lacrymans S7.9, 270 nucleotides. RefSeq lists its product as uncharacterized. The coding region runs from base 1 to 270 and encodes 89 amino acids. The record is from RefSeq and is a predicted model, not a curated record. The transcript is spliced from 2 exons. Lineage: Eukaryota; Fungi; Basidiomycota; Agaricomycetes; Boletales; Serpulaceae.
AUGGGCAAGGGAAAGGGAGAUUACCAGGGGUGUAGAGGAUCUGCAGAGGAAGAGUAUGGAGGAGGGGUGCAAGCAGUGCAGGCUGGACAAGAAGAUAUCUUCCACUACUUCAAAGGUCUUCCAGUGCAAGAAUUCUUCCCUCCCCUGGAAGAACUUAAUGUGCAUCACAAAAGCUGCACAGAGCCUAUUCAAAUAGUCGAGCACCAAACCAUGCUAUUUAAUUGUAUUUUGGACCUACAAGAUUUUGUCAGAAUAACUUAUUUUUGCUAA